AUGGCGGAGCUGCGCGAGCGAUUGUGGCGCCCCGCCGCGCAGCGGAAUGUGAGGAACGUCUGGUCUUCGAUUGCGGCGGCGCGAUCGUCGUGGUCGGCGGCUUCCAGCAAGGGCCUCUCGGCAGCCACUGGAUUCGUCAAUGCUUUCCUCACGCAGGGAUAUUUGGUGUCCAUGGAUUUGGGAGUGCUGGAAGACAUGCCUGGCCUGCGAUCGGCAUCGAGCGAGAAGCUCCUGUGCCAGCAGAGAUCAAACUGCCAGGAGCUCGUCUCGGCGUACCAAGAGCUGGAAGAUGCCACUUCCAGGUUGAUUUAUGCGGCCAAGUCCAUGAGAACCUACGUGAAGGAUUCUGGAAGCGUAGCUACAUUCUCGCAAGAGAAAGCUUUCGACGGUGACAAUGGCGAUGGCGAUGGAGCUCCCGUGUUCUCAAUGCUCACUAUCAAAUGCUACGAAGAUUUAGCAACGGAGAUCACUGCCAUGUACCUUAGAGAACUAAAGAUCAAGUGGCGCAUUGCUUCCAAGCUCUUGGGUUUCCAGGACAAUGAAGUUCUCUCCACAGAGAAUCUGAGAGCUCUUCAUUGCUUGAUGUUCUGCGAGCACGAGUUAUCGAUAGCUGGACACUGCACAAACCACGAUUUACCAAGCUCAGCUCUUGACCUUCCCGGAACCAAACUCGAAAGAGAAGCUCUAGAGGUGUGUUUAACUUCUUGGCUUGCCGAGGCUCAAGUCGAGAAAAACAGGGUCGAAGAAAUGCUGGCUAUCGUGAAUGACGAGAUGUCCAAGGAUAAAAGAUGAGUACAAGGUACUCGGACCUUCCUUCAAGCUUAAAAGACCGCCUAUUCUUUGAUUGUGGCGCAGAGAUGAGCGCCGUCGAAAAUGUGGAGCAACGUGUUUAUGGUUCUCUGGCAGAUCGUCGCCACUCUCUUGUCAAUGCGCCAACGCCACCACCAUCCAAUAAGCCGCUGCUUCCUGUGCGUUCACAAUCCAGGUACCGAUGAGUCUACAACACUGUGUAGGAAGAAAGCUUGCUUUUGCUCCCAAUGUCUCGAGCAACCAAACGAGCUCUCUCCGUCCUCUGGCGAAUUCGACGAUGGCCUUGAGACGAUCCCGUCCUCAUCCUGCUUUCCAGCCGGUUCCAAGUCCCGGAGAAGAGCGAUCAAGCUCGUCACCAAGCGCUGCGUCAACUGUUUGAUGGGUUACUCGGCCGACUGUCUAGCAUUGUGCUGCUGUCCGCUCUCGAUCCCACACUUUCUCUUCGUCACGCUUCCCGUGCUACUCUACCGCCGGAUCUGCAAGCUUACAACGAAAGCCAAGUCGGUGUCAGCGUACCAGAGGCUGGGCAUCAAUCCCGACGAGCUCAGGAAACCCAAGGACUCACUACUCAAGGAGGACGAGAUCCCUUUCACUGGUUUUGGAGGCGAAUACUGGAAAGAGAAUUUCGAAUCUUAAGAAACGCAUAAAGAAUAUUGUCUUUAAACUUGAAGUUUCAAAAUAGUUAAUCAAAAUAUAUCUCAAAUACAAAUUUUAUCCCCA
Selaginella moellendorffii is the source of this 1530-nucleotide messenger RNA. RefSeq lists its product as uncharacterized. The transcript is spliced from 8 exons. The record is from RefSeq and is a predicted model, not a curated record. The coding region runs from base 1 to 792 and encodes 263 amino acids. Lineage: Eukaryota; Viridiplantae; Streptophyta; Lycopodiopsida; Selaginellales; Selaginellaceae.